Messenger RNA from Ophidiomyces ophidiicola, 702 nucleotides. RefSeq lists its product as uncharacterized. The record is from RefSeq and is a predicted model, not a curated record. Lineage: Eukaryota; Fungi; Ascomycota; Eurotiomycetes; Onygenales; Onygenaceae. The coding region runs from base 1 to 702 and encodes 233 amino acids. The transcript is spliced from 3 exons.
AUGUCUCCCGCUGGAUAUCCACCGGUACAAUGCAAAGUUUCAUUUGCUGAUAUCUUUAAAAGCACAAGGACGCUUCGGGAGGAGGUUGCGGCUGCAGCUUUGCGGAGGUCUGUAUUGGAAGCAAACAAGAAGAAGCCUGAAGAAGCGGCACCAUCUUCAGUACCUCCAAAGGAAUCUGGUCCUACGCCGCCUGAGUCUGAGAAACAGGAUACGAAGCCUACUGCCACCCCUGCCGCUCCAAAUAAUGUAUUAGAAUGGACUACGGAACAGGAUUUCCAACUACUGAAGAUGAAGGCUGAACAUUCAUCUUGGAAAAGUAUAUCAGCAUCGAUCGGGAAACCAGUCUUUGCGCUGAAGGCCCGGUGGGAAGGAAUUCAACCAAAAGUUAAGGAUUCAAAAGAAUCACGAAAAACCCACGAGGAAACGAAGCCUGAUAAGCCAGAAGGGUCCGAAAAACCCAAUGGCCCCAAGGUAUCGUUUUCAGAGCCGCUGACUACGUCCAACAAUGACGGCGCGCGAGAGAGUGACGGUAAAGUGCUUUACCUCGACGAGGCGUUUACACUCGAGGAUGUCGUUCUUCUGAAUCAGAUCGCAGCGAAAUAUGAGGAGGACAAAUGGAUCCGGGUCAGUUCGCGGUUCUUCGAUAAAACGGGGAAGCGACUUCCAGCCAGCAUUCUCAAGAAGCACGUUCGGACGGAAUGA